Molecule: messenger RNA, 306 nt
Organism: Guillardia theta CCMP2712
Lineage: Eukaryota; Cryptophyceae; Pyrenomonadales; Geminigeraceae
Exons: 3
Coding region: 1-306 (101 amino acids)
Source: RefSeq, a predicted model, not a curated record
AUGUCACAUGUUUUUGACAAUGAUGGAAUACCGGACCUCGCUCGGAGCAAACUGCAAGCAGCAGCACAGCGGAAGAUCCGAGGGCAUCGUAAUGCAUAUGCUCAGCACGUCCCGCCAAAGGCCUUUCUUCCCAUCAUCGCCAGCACUGAUGGAAUCUUGCAGGACGAUGCGUUGCGCUUUGUUCUGUGCCACGGUGAUCCGACUUGUAAACGCAUCCGGUCCAGGAUCUUUCGUCAGCUCAAGGCCUCCCUGUCCUUCGGGGCCUCCUCGACUCUCCUGAUUGUCCUCGUACUGAUUUUAACUUAA